Messenger RNA from Acanthoscelides obtectus, 977 nucleotides. NCBI's taxonomy places the organism in Eukaryota, Metazoa, Arthropoda, Insecta, Coleoptera, Chrysomelidae. The record is from the annotation of a GenBank genome assembly.
CGCAUAUGUGACACCAAGCAUCACUCGCUGCUUCAUGUUAUUCAAUACACAAAUGCUUCGCAACCCUCUAAUAAUCCUUAAUCGGCUGUAGUUGAAAUCGCACAAUCUUUAAGUUUGAAAAAUCAUAUUUCAAAUACCCAAUGUACGCUGACCACUCGCCCUGAAUCCGCAGCUGUAUCCCCCAGCCAACUACAAAUUAUUUCGCUCAUUCUACGCUGAAAGUUAAUAUUUGGGAAAUAAGCAAACCGGUAGAGUACUCAUAGAUCCAGGUAGUGAGUGUUGUUAAUUCGCAGAAAAACUAGGUUUACCGAUAAAAAUGAGGGCUGCUACUAUUUACCGACUAGGAGGAGGGCAAACCCGAAGACGUCGGCAUACCGUUUGAUUCAGAUCUCAUCAAAUGCUGUCCCAUGUGCAACGUUCCUAUCGAAAAAGACGAGGGCUGCGCGCAGAUGAUGUGCAAAAGGUGCAAGCACGUCUUUUGUUGGUAUUGCCUCGCCAGCCUGGACGACGACUUCCUUCUGCGGCACUACGACCGCAGCCCGUGCAAAAACAAGCUCGGUCACUCCCGCGCCUCCGUUCUGUUCUUCGCCGCUCCUGUUGUUAGCUGCGCCGUGUAUCGCAUGCAGCUGGUGUCGACUCUGCAACGCGGACGACUCCUCUUCGCGGCUCAGCGAGGACGACGACAACGAGGGGGCGGAGCGGAGAAAUUCGAUGGUCGGAGCGCGUAGGCGGAGCCAAGAAGACACGCCCACCGGGGGCCGAUGACCACCGCCCAAUAACGAGGCGGGUCUGACCAGCUGCCCCUGGUGCUUGUGAGGACACGCUAUUCGUACGACGACGUCACGAACGGAGACAGAAAUUGGCUGUUAUAUGAGGUAGAUAGUCUAAGAUCUUGUUAUGUAGUCAUUGAUUAACAUAUUCCAUAUAAUUGAAAGUCGUGCCUGCGCGAAAAUAAGCCUACGUACCAGUUUGCGAAC